Molecule: messenger RNA, 5012 nt
Organism: Dicentrarchus labrax (European seabass)
Lineage: Eukaryota; Metazoa; Chordata; Actinopteri; Moronidae
Gene: ntsr1
Product: neurotensin receptor 1 (high affinity)
Exons: 4
Coding region: 120-1331 (403 amino acids)
Biological process (GO): neuropeptide signaling pathway
Cellular component (GO): plasma membrane
Molecular function (GO): G protein-coupled neurotensin receptor activity
Source: RefSeq, a predicted model, not a curated record
CGACUUCCACACACUGAACCCGCUUUACUCCGCCUGAUGAACUAGUGAAAAUCAACAAAUGUGCAUUCAGCUUAAACAGUCCCACUUUCUGUUUCCAUGUGUUCACACAUAGACGCAUAAUGGAUUUAAACUCCACGCUCUCAGAGGGAGACUUGGCCGACUUGGGCGCGCUGGCGCAGAGACUCUUUGGGAAUAACUCACUUUUUGCGUUUGAUAACAACACCGCCGCGUCCAAACCAGAGGAGGAAGACCUGGAAGUGAACACGGAUGUUUACUCCAGGGUGAUAGUCACUAUCAUCUACGUGGCCCUGUUCGCUGUGGGCUCUCUGGGGAACUCCAUCACCCUGUACACCCUGCUGACCAAAAAGACCCUGCAGAACCUCCAGAGCACCGUGCACUACCACCUGGCCAGCCUCGCCGUCUCCGACUUGCUGAUCCUCGUGCUCUCCAUGCCCAUCGAGCUCUACAACUUCAUCUGGUUCCACCACCCGUGGGUGUUCGGGGACGCCGUGUGCAGGGGUUACUACUUCCUCCGGGACAGCUGCUCCUACGCCACCGCGCUCAACAUCGCCAGCCUGAGCGUGGAGCGCUACAUGGCCAUCUGCCACCCGUUCAAAGCCAAGAGCAUCAUGUCCCGCAGCCGCACCAAGAAGCUCAUCAGCGCCAUGUGGCUCGCGUCCUUCGCCCUCGCCACGCCGAUGCUCUUCAUCAUGGGCCAGGUGACGCGUAAGAGCGAGAAGAUUUGCACCGCCAUCGUCUCACCUGUCACUAUUAAGACUGUGCUUCAGGUAAAUGCAUUCCUGUCCUUUGUGAUUCCCAUGGUGGCCAUAUCUGCACUGAACGGGGUCAUAGCCAACCAGCUGCUGCGAAUGUUCCGCGAGGCAGAGCAAGAGAACCGUGUGUGCAUCAUCGGAGGAAAUCCCACCAUUCUGAAUGUCACUGUGGAGCCCAACCGCGCUCAGUCGCUUCGGCAUGGAGUUCUUGUUCUCCGAGCGGUGGUAAUUGCCUUUGUGGUCUGCUGGCUACCCUAUCACACACGCCGCCUCAUGUUCUGCUACAUCUCCAACUGGUCCGAUGACUUGUAUGACUUCUACCACUAUUUCUACAUGCUGACCAACGUACUUUUCUACGUCAGCUCGGCCAUCAAUCCCAUCCUCUACAACCUGGUGUCUGCCACCUACCGCCAGAUCUUCUUCUCCACGUUACGGUACUUCUGUGUGCCCUGCCGCCAUACACCCAGGAGGCACCCCCACCCCCUCACCCGCCACUCCAUCAGCAUCUCCAGCAACCACACCCUCUCCACCAACAUCAUCAAAGAGACGGCGUACUGAUUGGGCUGCGAUGGGGCACACUCUCUCAUACUGUAAACCCACCUCGUGGUUACUGAUUCAUUUUCAUCAAUGAAAUUCUGGUACCGGUUUGGAGACUGUUAGCACAGGCUGAUCUGGUACUGGGGUCACCGUCAUUGUCAUGUGCGGUCAAGUGCCCACUGUGGUUUUAUUUCUGAUGCAUAUUUUAUUAUAUGUUAUUGUAAGUGUUUUUAUUUAGUAUAACGUAAUAAAAACACAUUAGUGAAAUCAAAAAACAAAAUAUGACAAUGGAAGGAAAAAAAAGGAAGGACAAGCAGUGAAAGAGUAUCUUUUAAAAUACUGAUAUGUAAAUGUUUUAUACAGUAUAUUUCUAUGUAAGUGUUUUUAUUGGACUUUAGAUCAUUCACACUUGCUUGGUGCUCUAUGGUGUAAAUAACUCCACUAUUUCUGUGUUUUGUAUGCUUUAAUAUUUAACAUUUCGGAACGUACUUUCUCUAGAACACUGGCUUCUGGCUUUCUCCACCGCAAAAGUUCUGAUGUAACCUUCCUUUGUGCUAUUUUGUGUGAGCAUCUGUGGAUAAACCUGGCUUUGAUGUUAGAAGAAAGAGAGGCAGAGAGUAGGUAUUACUCUUUAUUGAAUCCAAGUUGCAGUGACAGCUGUAUAAAUCACUUACAUCAUUACCACUGACUUCUCUUGCCUCUCUUGGCUUUGUCACAAGCAGCUUUUUAAUAACACUUUUUGUUGAAUAGAGGGUGGGUCCAGGUAAUCAUCACACUGCUUAGACUGUAAUAUGAAUGUCUAUUGGAAUUGUUAAUAGAUAACAGUUUUCUGCAUUCACAACAGCCUUUUAAAAAUGUGAAGUGGGUAGACACAGACACGGAGAAGUGAGCAAUUAUUUGGUUAAGGAUUUGUACAAAACAGUAGUGAGCAUGUGGAGCAAAUAACACAUGUUGGAAAUGAAGUGAUGCAUAGACACAAGCAUGCCUACCUGAAAUGUAACAUUGGGUCUGUGGGGGGCCAGAGACAGGAGCACCUGUUCUGAUGUCUCCCCACCAGCUGCUGCUUGAGGAAUCAGUGGCAGGCAGUGAUCUGGGGACUCCAAAGUUUCCUUUAGGAGCAACACGAAGAUGUGAAACAAUCUGGGCUCUCACAUGCUACGGAGAAUUAGCAUUUAUCUAUGAUUCUAAGCAUUUUGAAAGGCCAAGAGAAUGGAGCUUGUAUGAUGAGUCGCUCUCUUAUGAAUGAUGUCGGGUAGCUCAUAACCACAAACUUUACAAACAAUACCAUAGUUUCUAUGCGUAGAGAUUACAGUAGCGAGAAUUAUGAAAAUGAUAGCAAUGGACUUAAAAAGAUGUGGCACUGAACGGAAUCAGGGGUUUUGCAGGAUUGUGCAAUAUUGACGGUUUUGUCUGGCAUCUACCGUACACUACUAAUUUCUGCCAUGUAAGAUUAAUCGUCCACCCUGUUAUUGACUGUAUUGAUUACAAACUUGAGCCACUGUAUAAGCAAAUUGUAAAAUAGAAGCAGAACUACUUUAAUAAUCCCUUUAAUGAGUGAAAGAAAUUUUUUUUUUCACUCAUUUAUUCUUUUCAGUUAUACACAAAUAACCCUGAAAUACACUCCCAGGAGCCAUAGACAUGCAUUUUAAUGGUUCAUCAUAAUCAUAUUAUUCGAAAUGUUUUCCUUUCUAGAAAAUAAAUGGACUAGCAGUGACUUGUUGCUUGUAUUGUCAGUAUUCUGAAGUCUAGGCGUGCACAGUAUGUAAGAGUAAUGCUUUCUCCAUGCGUGCACCCGCAGAGAACAUGUAACUUACAAUUUAUAUUAUGUGAAUGUGCUUCUGCAGAAGUUGGCUUGCUUUAAUAUAAACAAAUGGGAUGAAUGAAUCAACACUUGACCAUUUUAUUCACAAGGGUUUUACUUAAUUUUAUGAGAGAAGCUUCUAUACACUUAUUUCAAUUUGCUGCAAAAGGAAAUCAAUGUAUUUCAUUAUAAUAGGCUGUAGUGAUUACGUUACUAUGAAGUCCUACUUUAUAAUUUUUUAUUAUGUAGCCUGUUUUUAUGUUUACCAGGCUAAACACCAAAAGUUGAGGAGAUGUACUGUGAGUGUAUACAAAGUCCCAUGAAAGAGUGGAGUCAAUUUAGCAGAUUAUAAAAGCAUCUGCUGCAAUGAUAGAAGCUCUGUAAGGCUGUACUUAGGCACAAAAAUGCAUCUGGGGCUGAUUCAUAGUAUUGGACAAAUUGAAAUUGACUGCAAAUCAUCCUGAGGGGAACAUGAAUAUCCGUACCAAAUUUUAUGAAAAAUGAGUAUUUGUAUACAUUUGCCAAUCCAUCUAGUAGAUGAUUUGAUAUUUCACAAGAAUACUUUGACAUACUGGUGGCAUUAGAGGAAAAGUCAGGAGAUCACCAAAAUCACCAGGGCUCAUGACCAACAUUGCCAUCCAUAGUGCUACAGAGAUGUUCUUGUCCGCCAAACCUGGAAUUGAGCAUCACCCUGGUUCCUUUGACAAAAGUCAAUGGGAUGGAUUUUGGAUUAUUGCAGAAAAAAAACUGUGGCAAACAAAGGUUUAUGAUACAUUUUUAGUUUUUUCACAGAUGAAGAUUGUGAUUCUAGAAGUAAAAAGUUAACAUCAGGCAAUAAACUACACUACGGUCACAUGACCACUUCCAACUUGUAAGUAAAAAUUGAAAUUAAAUCCUACAAGUUGUAAAGUUUGAGUUAGUUAGUUUGAAUAGUUUGCAUUAGUGAGUAGAUAAGUCUUCGUGUUUGGCACGCUGACAUUGUCAUGACAACCUCUGUAGUCUCUUUUAGCCACUUGUUAGCAACCACCUUUUUUAAGACACUCAUUCACUGAUGUGUUUUAUGUUGCAGAAUAAAACUUGAAAAUCUCUUACUCUUGUGUUAACCAAAGACCUUACUUCAGGAAAAACCCAUUCAAAGAACCCAUUGACUUGGCAGCAAGGGAACCGGAAGUGCAAAAAUGCUAACUCAUUUCUGAGUUUUAGGACUCAUUCCUAAAGCACUCUAUAGAGGCAUGUUGCUAGCAUGGGUAAUCUAUAAAAAAAUUUUUAAAAAAAUUCUACAGUGGUGUGAAGGGUAUUUUCUACCUUGAUGCAUUACGAUAGCUUUUGCCCACUGAACCUCGCAAAGUGCCCCAGUUUUAGUGUUGAAAAUAUUUGACACUGUUCCUGAUGAUAAAACAGCAGUACAUUUUCAAAAAAAGCUCAGCCGCUAUGUAUUGUUUUUAUCAUACCAUGACUGGUCAUUUUUAACUUUUUGUAUUUAAUAUUAGUGACGGUUACUAGCUAUGCUUUGUAUUGGUUGAUGUGGCUCUGUGUUCUUGUACAGUAUCUGUGUAGUUGUUAAAUCUGUUGAAGCUUUAGCCACUCCUUUAGAACUUAAAUCAACCCAACAUCAACCUCCCCAGUCCACAGAUCCACCAGACAGCCGCAUUGAAUGAAAUACAUGAAAAAACACUGUAUAGCCCUUUAAUGUUGCAAACCAUUCAAACUGCAAAUGCAGUUAGAAAUCUGUUUUUUGUACUCUUCUGUACAGACCUGUACAUGAAUAUUGUAACCUGAAUGUGUCUUGGCCUAGUUUUCAUUGAGAUCAGCCAUGUUUAACUGUAUAUCACACAUUUCUCAAACAAUGUUAUUUCAUUUCAUUCUAAAAAGAAAUAAUAAAAGAAUGAAGAUAUACAACA